AGGAGGGUGGUACGAAGUUUCAGGUUGAUCCUGUGGUUCCCUCCCACCACCUUCCAGUAUGUAUAUAAAUUGUCAGCUCUCCAGACUGUUUGCCAGUUCUCUCUUCUAGACUUGCCAGAAGCAACAGAGGACUAAAGAUGAAGAUCUUUUUCUUAUUCACCUUUUCCACUUUUUUGUUAUCUGCUUUUGAACAAGUAGCUGCUUCUGCUCAUUAUGACAAGAUUUUAACUCAUAGUCGAAUAAGGGCACGCGACCAAGGCCCAAAUGUCUGUGCCCUUCAGCAAGUUAUGGGAACAAAAAAGAAAUACUUCAGCACCUGCAGAAACUGGUACCAGGGAGCCAUCUGUGGAAAGAAAGCAACUGUGUUGUAUGAGUGCUGCCCUGGCUAUAUGAAGAUGGAUGGUACAAGAGGAUGUCCUGCAGUUGCUCCUAUUGAUCAUGUAUAUGGUACACUCGGCAUUGUUGGAGCUACCACCACGCAGCAGUACUCUGACAUAUCAAGGCUGAGAGAAGAGAUUGAGGGACGAGGAUCAUUCACUUUCUUUGCACCAAGCAAUGAAGCCUGGGAGCAAUUAAAUUCGGAAAUUCGUAGGAAUUUGCUUGACAAUGUAAAUAUUGAGCUAUAUAACGCUCUCCACCACCAUAUGGUAAACAAGCGCAUGUUGACAAAAGAUCUUAAGAAUGGCAUGACUCUAGUGUCUAUGUAUAAUGACCAGAAAUUGCUUAUCAACCAUUACCCUAAUGGGGUUGUUACUGUUAACUGUGCCAGGAUCAUCCAUGGCAACCAGAUUGCUACCAAUGGCGUUGUUCAUGUCAUUGAUCGUGUCCUGACCCCUGUUGGAAAUACCAUUCAAGAUUUCAUUGAAGUCGAGGAUGAUCUUUCAUCUCUUAGAGCUGCUGCCAUCACUUCAGAUGUCUUGGAUAUUCUUGGAAGGCCUGGCCAUUACACAGUCUUUGCUCCAACUAAUGAAGCUUUUGAGAGACUUCCAAGAGGCGUCUUGGAAAGGAUCAUGGGUGACAAAGUGGCUUCUGAAGCUCUUGUGAAGUUCCAUAUUUUAAAUACUCUCCAGUGUUCUGAAGCCAUCACAGGUGGAGCUGUCUAUGAAACCUUGGAAGGCAACACACUUGAAGUUGGUUGUGAUGGAGAAAGUCUGACUGUGAAUGGAGUAAAAAUGGUGAAACGUAAAGAUAUUGUGACAAGCAAUGGAGUUAUCCACCUGAUCGAUGAUGUGCUAAUUCCUGAUUCUGCCAAGCAAGUUAUUGAGCUUGGAGGUGCCCAGCAGACUACUUUUACAGACCUGGUGGCACAACUAGGACUGGCAUCUUCUCUGAGACCAGAAGGCCAAUACACUCUCCUGGCACCUCUAAAUGGUGCUUUCUCAGAUGACACCUUAAGGAUGGAUCAACGUCUUCUUAAAACAAUCCUGCAGAAUCACAUUAUAAAAGUGAAAAUUGGGCUUAAUGAACUGUACAAUGGACAAGAGCUGGAGACAAUUGGAGGAAAACUGCUUAGAGUCUUUGUGUAUCGCACAGCUGUAUGUGUUGAAAAUUCCUGCAUGAUCAGAGGAAGCAAAGAAGGAAGGAAUGGUUUUAUUCACAUCUUGAGACAGAUCAUCAAUCCAGCAGAAAAGACAUUGCAUGAAAUGCUGAGAAAUGAUAAACGUUUUAGCAUUUUCCUCAGUCUGGUGAAAGCUGCAGAUUUAGAUGAUGUUCUGUCACGGCCUGGAGAAUGGACUCUGUUUGUUCCAACUAAUGAUGCCUUUAAAGGUUUGACUGAUGAUGAUAAGGACAUAUUAAUAAGGGACAAGAAUGCUCUCAGGAAUAUUCUUCUUUACCAUUUGACACAAGGAGUAUUCAUUGGAAGUGGCUUUGAGCCUGGUGUGACAAACAUUCUUAAAACUAUCCAAGGAGGAAAACUCUACUUGAAAACAGUGAAUGAUACAUUGCUGGUUAAUGAACUGAAAUCAAGAGAACCUGAUCUCAUGGCAACCAAUGGUGUCAUUCAUGUUAUUGAUAAACUCUUAUACCCAGCAGAUCUGCCUGUUGGAAAUGAUCAGUUGCUCACGAUCCUGAAGAAGUUGAUUAAGUACAUUCAAAUUAAGUUUGUUCGUGACAGUACGUUCAAAGAGAUUCCACUGACAUUUUACAAAAUUAACAUAAUUGAAAGCAACGUCCAGCCCAUCAUCAGAAAGGAAGAUCCAAUUAUUAAAACAUACACCAAAAUCAUUGAUGGGCGACCUGUGGAAGUGACAGAGAAAAAAGUAACAGAAGAAAGAAUUAUUCAAGGUCCUGAAAUAAAAUAUACUAGAAUUACUGCCGGUGGUUCAGACAAUGAAGAAAAGUUAAAGAAAUUACUUGAAGAAGAGGUUACCAAGGUGACCAAAUUUAUUGAAGGUGAUGGUCAUUUACUUGAAGAUGAAGAAAUCAAAAGACUUCUUCAGGGAGCUGGAACUGAGUACACCAAGGUUACUAAAGUAAUUGAGGGAGAGCCACAGAUUAUCGAGAGAGAAAUCAAGAAAGUCCAUCUGGAAGGUUAGUUUGUCCAAAAAUCCAGUAUCACUAAGAACUGCUUUUUCUGAAGUGAUCAUUCCAGGUGGUGUUUUGUAGUAUAUACUCACAAAAAUCACUUAGAUCUGAAGCCAGUAUUUUAGCAAAAAGACUUUUAUAACUGUUUUGGAAAAGAAUUCUUUAAGUGACAUUGCAAAGAAAAAUGUUGAGGCUUUUCUUUUGGAUAAAAGUAACUAAAAAAUUUGGCAUGCACAGAGGAAAUGUAUAAACACAAAGCUCAGAUAAAACACUUGAAGGAAUGCGCACCAUAAGAAUUACCUUUUCUCUAAACAGCACAUCCAGAAGAAGACCACGUGAGUUGUAUUUAACUUGAAUUAUUUCUUGUCAAUGUUAAUGGGAUCUGUUGAUGUGAGAGAUUCUCAGCUUGGUGAAGGAGGGUUGGGUGGAAGGAAUAUAACUGCUAGGAAUGGGUAAAUAUCUCACAGGGUCUUGGAAUUUCUCUGCCUUUAUCCUGUGGUUAAAUGAGGGAAGCUCAUGAGCUUGAAAAAGCUGAAUGGUGUUGUGGUCCAAAACGAAUCUCUUAGAGAAGCCAAAUACAAUUCAGACUGGCUUUAUACUAGUAAUUUGUUCUUAAAGUUUAACAGUAUUUUUAAAUUGUCUUAGUUCAAAGGCAAGAAAUAGCUUAUCUAGGGUUUAUUUUUUAUUUAUAUUUGUAUGUAUAUCCUUUUUCAGUUCUAAUUCUGAUAAAGCAGAAUAAGUUAUUCUGUCAGCCUUUGAACUAAAUUUAUAGGAAAAGACUGGGUUUUGGAGACUGAAGUUAAAUGAAUAUGUUUCUACAUUUACCAUUUGAAGUUUAUCCUAAAUACUGAAGAUAUAACAUAGCAUUUGUAUAAUUUCAAUGUUGACUAAAUCUUGAACUUGUAAGUCACUAUGUUCAAUGGUGUUGAAGAGCAUGGGCAAAACGUCCUGGCACCUGCCUACAUCAUGUAGUCAUCUGUAGAUCAGUGUGAAUAACAGAUUAAUUCAUACUGUUAAAAUGUAAAAAUACUUUUGAAAUGUUGCUAAGAUUUGAUGGAUGAAUGCACAUGAUAGGAAUAUGUGAAUUAUAUUAUAAGGAUUCACUUUUCAGGUGACCAAGUCAACAUGAGAAUGGGAAAAAAUCCUUAAUGUACUGAAUGCCAUACAGAACAUGUUUCGCAAGUCAACAAGGAGUUUCCAACAUUUCUAAUGAGUUUUUAUUCAAAGGCUCUUACAAAUAACUUCUGUUUGCA
Molecule: messenger RNA, 3779 nt
Organism: Cuculus canorus (common cuckoo)
Lineage: Eukaryota; Metazoa; Chordata; Aves; Cuculiformes; Cuculidae
Gene: POSTN
Product: periostin
Exons: 21
Coding region: 138-2537 (799 amino acids)
Molecular function (GO): protein binding
Source: RefSeq, a predicted model, not a curated record